AUGAUUUAUACGACCUUAAAAUAUGCAGUUGUAGAUUCAAUUACUUUGAUGUGCUACUGUGUUGGGCAAUGUUGGUGGUGCAAAACAAAAACAAGAAGAAAGGAAACAAAGCUCAGAAAGAAAUACUUCAGGGGAAGAUUAGAAGAACAAAGGAUAAACCAAGAAGAAGCUGAGAAAACAAAACUCUUUACAGUGAAUGAGUUAAAGAAAGCAACAGACAACUUCAACGAAAAUCGCAUAAUUGGUAAAGGGGGACAGGGUACGGUGUAUAAAGGAAUGCUAAGUGACAGGAAACUAAUCGCUGUCAAAACAUCAAUCUCAUUGAAUGAAAGCCAUUGGAAGGAGUUCAUAAAUGAGGUAAUUAUACUCUCACAAGUCAACCAUAGAAAUGUAGUUAAGCUGCUUGGAUGUUGCUUGGAAACUAAAACUUUGCAUUUAGUUUAUGAGUUUAUCCCCAAUGGCACUCUUUCGCAACUCAUUCAUAGUCCUAAUGAAGAGUUUCGAGUAACAUGGGAUAUUCGUCUAAGAAUUGCAUCUGAAGUUGCCGGGGCUAUUGCUUAUCUACAUUCAUCGUCUUCAUCUCCUGUUUAUCAUAGAGACAUCAAAUCAUGUAAUAUACUCUUGGAUCAUAAGUACACGGCCAAAGUUUGUGAUUUUGGAAUUUCGAGAUCAAUUAGUAUGGAUCAAACCCACUUAACAACUUGUGUACGUGGGACAUUUGGCUAUCUUGAUCCUCAAUACUUUCGAACAAGACAAUUCACCGAAAAGAGUGAUGUUUAUAGUUUUGGAGUGGUUCUAGUUGAAAUUUUAACAGGACAGAAGCCAAUUUGUGUGACUUUAGACUAUGCAACGACUUUGGUGACGCAAUUUGUUGAAACAGAGGAUUCCGCUUUAUAUGAAAUGUUGGAUCCUAUAAUCUUAGACAAUAGCAAUAUGACAGAAGACAUAAUGUUAGUUGCAAGUCUUGCAAAGCAUUGUCUGCAUCCCGAAGGAUCUUUAAGGCCAACAAUGAUGCAAGUCUCCAUGGAACUAGCGUGUUUGAGGAAAAAGGUACAUGCUAAAGUUGCUGCUUCAUCAGAAGGAUACACAUCAGAUCUCAGCCAGGAGUUCUUUUCUUGA
Chenopodium quinoa (quinoa) is the source of this 1119-nucleotide messenger RNA. RefSeq names its product wall-associated receptor kinase-like 2. Gene Ontology annotation, cellular component: plasma membrane. Gene Ontology annotation, molecular function: ATP binding; protein serine/threonine kinase activity. The coding region runs from base 1 to 1119 and encodes 372 amino acids. The transcript has a single exon. Lineage: Eukaryota; Viridiplantae; Streptophyta; Magnoliopsida; Caryophyllales; Amaranthaceae. The record is from RefSeq and is a predicted model, not a curated record. Gene Ontology annotation, biological process: cell surface receptor signaling pathway; protein phosphorylation.